Messenger RNA from Vigna umbellata (rice bean), 807 nucleotides. The record is from RefSeq and is a predicted model, not a curated record. Lineage: Eukaryota; Viridiplantae; Streptophyta; Magnoliopsida; Fabales; Fabaceae.
UAUNCUGAUGUUUCGGUUCGCGCCUUGUGCUCCGCCGGCCACCUUGACCAUGCCGUUGACUUGAUCAAAGAAUUCGCCUCCAAGCACUGCCCUCCGGACACCUACACCUUCAAUUUCCUAGUCAAGCACCUCUGCAAAGCUCGCGCCUUGUCCACUGUUUACGCCUUCAUCGACGAAAUGCGCGAAAAAUUCGGUGUGAAGCCUGAUCUUGUUUCCUACACUAUCCUGAUUGACAAUGUGUGUAAUGGUAAGAACUUGAGAGAGGCAAUGAGGCUGGUGAGUGUGCUUCAUGAGGAAGGGUUUAAGCCUGAUUGCUUUGUGUAUAACACCAUUAUGAAAGGGUAUUGUGUGUUGAGCAGAGGGAGUGAGGCGAUUGAGGUUUAUAACAAGAUGAAGGAGGAAGGGGUGGAGCCUGAUCUUGUUACUUACAACACUUUGAUUUUUGGGUUGUCCAAGUCGGGGAGGGUGGUGGAGGCGAAGAAGCUGCUGCGUGUGAUGACGGAGAAGGGUUAUCUUCCUGAUGAGGUGACUUAUACUACAUUGAUGAAUGGGAUGUGUAGGAAGGGGGAGGCUCUGGCAGCGCUGGCAUUGCUUGGGGAGAUGGAGGGGAAGGGGUGCAGCCCCAAUGAAUGCACAUAUAACACACUGCUGCACGGGUUGUGCAAGGAAGGUGGUUUGAAGCUUGAUACUGCUUCCUAUGGGACAUUUGUGAGGGCACUAUGUAGGGAUGGCAAACUAUUGACACCUCACCAAAGACAACUAUAUACUACUGAAAGGGUUUCGUUUUCUUUCUUAUAUUGGUCGUAA